AAGAUAUUUAAAAACAAGAGCCGAAAAUUACCGAGGACUUUCUCCGCUUAAUAACCCGGGGCAGAAGACGUGAGGCACUGGAGUGUUUCUCCUCUUGGUCUGUGAAUGGGUGGGGGGGUCUUUCGUGGAGAAGAAUCAAGGAUUAAAGUCAACACAGAACGCUCCAGUUUAAUGGCUGGCAGGUAGAGAGACGCCAAAGAGGGACAAUCAACAUGAACUCGAUUCCGUCGAUGGACAGACACAUACAGCAGACCAAUGACCGUCUGCUGUGUAUCAAACAGCACUUACAAAAUCCAGCAAAUUUCCAAACAGCAGCAACAGAGCUGUUGGACUGGUGUGGCGACCCACGAGCCUUCCAGCGCCCCUUCGAACAAAGCCUGAUGGGAUGCCUAACGGUGGUCAGCCGCGUAGCAGCACAGCAGGGCUACGACUUGGACCUGGGCUACCGGCUCCUGGCUGUGUGCGCUGCCAACAGGGACAAGUUCACUCCAAAAUCAGCAGCUCUCCUAUCCUCGUGGUGUGAGGAGCUUGGACGCCUCCUCCUACUCCGUCACCAGAAGAACAGGCAGAACGAGCCUCCGGGAAAAGUGCCCAUGCAGCCCCCCAUGAGCUCCAUGAAGCCCAGCCUCUCACACGGAGAUGGGUCUUUUCCAUACGACUCAGUUCCCUGGCAACAGAACACCAAUCAGCCUCCAGGUUCGUUGUCUGUGGUGACCACCGUCUGGGGCGUGACCAACACCUCGCAGAGCCAGGUGUUGGGGAAUCCUAUGGUCAACAACAACAAUCCUAUGAAUCCUGGGGGCAACCCCAUGGGCUCGGGGAUGUCUGGUAACAACCCAGGAAUGAACUCCCCUCAGUUCCCAGGUCCUCAGCAGCAGUUCCCUAACAAAGGCAACUCCAACCAAGCCUACAUGCAACAGGGCAUGUACGGAAGACCCAAUUACCCCGGGGGAGGAGGCUUUGGUGGCAACUACCCUGGGGGGCCUAAUGCAGGACCUGGUGGAAUGGGAAUGCCUCCACACUCCCGUCCUCCAUCAGACUUCACACAGCCUGCAGCUGCUGCGGCAGCCGCUGCAGUCGCUGCUGCUGCCGCCACUGCAACCGCUACUGCCACAGCAACUGUAGCUGCCCUGCAGGAAACUCAGAACAAGGACAUGAACCAAUACGGACCGAUGAGUUCCUCUUUCCAGAUGGGACCAAACCAGGCAUACAACAGCCAGUUCAUGAACCAGCCAGGACCCCGCGGCCCUCCAUCCCUCCCUGGGAACAUGGGCACAGGCAUGAAUGCAUCCAACAUGAGCGGGCCCCCCAUGGGGAUGAACCAGCCUAGAGGCCAAGGCAUGGGGCCUUUUGCAACCCACGGCCAAAGGAUGCCACAGCAAGGCUACGCAGGGCCCCGGCCUCAGGGCAUGGGAAUGCAGGGCAUGAAAAGACCGUACCCAGGAGAGCCAAACUAUGGUGGGCAGCAGUAUGGACCAAACAGCCAGUUCCCUAACCAGCAGGGGCAGUACCCCACACCCAACGCCUCCAGGCCGCUGCCAUCCCCCAACUACCCUGGUCAGAGGAUGCCAGGACAGCAGCUCCAAGGCCAAUACCCACCACCCAGCGGCCCCAUGGGCCAGUACUAUAAGCAAGAGCCACCUUUUAAUGGCCAAACAAAUAAUUUCUCUGGGAGUGGAUAUCAGUACAACCAGGGUAAUAUGAAUGGGCCACCCAGACCGGUGGGUAACUACCCUCACUCUCCAGUGCCAGGCAACCCCACCCCUCCAAUGACCCCAGGAAGUAAUAUCCCUCCAUACCUGUCGCCAAACCAGGAUGUGAAGCCACCUUUCCCUCCUGACAUCAAACCAAAUAUCACUGCUCUCCCUCCACCUCCAGCCAACCACAAUGAAGAGCUGCGCCUGACGUUCCCAGUGCGAGAUGGGGUAGUCUUAGAGCCCUUCAGGCUAGAGCAUAACCUUGCUGUCAGCAACCACGUCUUCCACUUACGGCCCUCUGUACACCAGACACUCAUGUGGAGGUCGGACCUGGAGCUACAGUUUAAGUGUUACCACCAUGAAGACCGUCAAAUGAACACCAACUGGCCAGCAUCAGUCCAAGUCAGCGUCAAUGCCACACCGCUCACCAUCGAACGUGGCGACAAUAAGACCUCCCACAAACCCCUGCACUUGAAACACGUAUGCCAGCCAGGAAGGAAUACCAUCCAGAUCACAGUCACUGCCUGCUGCUGUUCGCACUUGUUUGUGCUCCAGCUGGUCCACAGGCCAUCGGUUCGCUCUGUCCUCCAGGGCUUACUAAAGAAGAGGCUCCUGCCUGCAGAGCACUGCAUCACCAAAGUUAAGAGGAACUUCAGCAGCGUAGCAGCAUCAUCGGGCAACGCCACACUCAAUGGAGAGGAUGGUGUGGAGCAGACAGCCAUUAAGGUCUCCCUCAAAUGUCCAAUCACCUUCCGGCGAAUACAGCUUCCAGCGAGAGGCCAUGACUGCAAACACGUUCAGUGUUUCGAUUUGGAAUCAUAUUUACAACUGAACUGUGAGCGGGGGACAUGGCGGUGUCCUGUAUGCAAUAAAACAGCAUUGUUAGAAGGACUGGAAGUGGACCAGUACAUGUGGGGAAUCUUGAACGCUAUCCAAAACUCUGAGUUUGAGGAGGUGACCAUUGACCCCACAUGUAGCUGGCGGCCGGUGGCCAUCAAAUCUGAUAUACACAUCAAAGAGGAUCCAGAUGGUCCACUAGCCAAGAGAUUUAAGACGAUGAGUCCCAGCCAGAUGAUCAUGCCUAAUGUGAUGGAGAUGAUUGCUCAGCUCGGUCCCGGACCGUCACCGUACCCAUCACUACCUUCUCACCAAGGGGGUAACAACAAUGAAUAUGGCAGUCAAGGUAACAGUUACCAGGGGCACGGGAACUUUGACUUCCCUCACAGCACCCCUGGUGGUACGUCGAUGAAUGACUUCAUGCACGGUCCCCAACUGUCUCAUCCACCUGACAUGCCCAGCAGCCUGAUGGCCCAAGACAAGCCACUCUCCCACAACAUGCCUGACUCUAUACCUCACUCUACCGGCAAUGACCAGUCGCACGGCCAAUUGCAACAGAGCUUACACGCGUCUCCACACCCUGGGAGCCAAUCGGGGCAGCAGCUACAUCACAGCGGGCCCCCUCCACCCUCUCGACAAGUCCCGCCUCCUCAGCAGCAGCAGCAGCAACAGCAGCAGCAGCCUGGCCCCAACAGCCAUCCCCAUGGCGACCUGGCCUUCAACCCCUCCAGCAGUUUGGACAGCCAAGCAGGGUCGGACAUGCCUGAGCCAUCUUUAGACCUUCUUCCAGAGCUGGCUAACCCAGAUGAGCUGUUGUCGUACCUAGAUCCACCAGACCUUCCCAGCAAUAGCAACGACGACCUUCUAUCGCUCUUCGAAAACAACUGAGGCAAUUCAGACACAGAUAAACUUUUCUGACUGCCUGCAGUGUCCCUGAGAACCCAGGGCGGUCGCUCAGUACUUGAUAAACACAAAGAUGCACUCCCUUUCUCUUCUUCCUCUUGUACAGUUUUCAUUCGCCAGCGCAGAUUGACUGAAAGAGGUUAAAACUCAAAGACACGGCAGGAUGUGGGGGGGUCGCCCCACCCUCUCACACCUAUGGCUAUACCUUUGAACUGUGCAGCUAUACUCAGUUGAUUUUUUUACGCCACACACAGGUGUAUGUGUGCACAUUAGGAACGUGUUGUAGCAUUUUUUAUUCAUGUUUUGUUUCCUUUUUGAAAAAAAAGGAAUCCACUGUAUAAAACAGAAAAAUAAGUGAAAAAAGCAGCGCUAUCUGGCCAGUGUGCAUUAUGUCCAUAUUGUUAUUCCAAUCUGAGAGGCCACAGCUUCCUGGUGUCACAGCUCCAUUCCCUGACUGGUCUGGUUAGUCGCACUGUUUUGUCCACCACACAUCAUUUAAAAGCACAAGAGAUUUUGGCAAUGCAAAAAAAUAAAAUCUGUCUAUCUGUCUUUACAAAAAGGAAAAAAAGAUCAAUUAGAUCAGCGUGUGUUUGUCCUUGACAAAAUGUUGUUUUUUUUUUAAACAAGGUUUAUUUUAUUUUCGACAAAAUGUUUUUUUUAAAGAUUUUUGGGAAUGAUCGGCUUGCACUUUGUCUACAAUUGUGAUACAUACAUAUUUUUGUCAAAAAGAAAAAGAUAUUCAGUCCUUUGAGGGUUGACAGCUGGAACGGGAAAAAGAUUUGGCCCUACUAAAAGAAAAACAAAGUUUAUAUUGUGUACCAACAAUAGCAUACCUGUACUUCUACAUAUUGUAUAGUUAUCAUCCUCCUGUACAGAGGAGUGAUUGUAACGGAAUAGAAAGGUACAGUAUGAGAGAUAUGGCGUUCCUGUGACGAUCCUGCUGCAUCUAUUGCUUCCUGCUACAACUCCUUCCAUGCCGUCUGCUCUGCAUGAGCCCGGUGUCACUCGUGUCAGCAUUUUUGCAAAGCUGCAUCUCUCUCCCUGUUAAAUGAUGUGCUGUUAAACUAGUCUGCAAAGUGCAUGUGUGCCAAGCCCUUGUCUAGUGCUGUUCCAAGUGGUAAAAAAGAAAAGAUAGUGUGUUUUUUUUUAUCGGUUGCUGUUUCCACAGCCCUUUUGUUUGUACGUUUGUUUUUGAUUUCUGUCAGAUUUAGUAUGAUUUAUUUAACACUAACAUUGAAGGGAUAAUGCUAUCGGCAAUACAUUUUGUCAUGUACUUGCUGGAUAUACUGUUUUAUGUUUGUUGUUUUUUUUUCUUGUUUUUGUUGCUGCAUAAUUAAACUAUCCAUAAAUUCGUUUUGGGAAACUGCUCAACAUCACCAAAAUUGGAGGGAUGAGAAUGGAGAUGUUUGUGUUUGCUUGGUCCUGUAAGACUGUGAGUGUGUGCAUGUGUGUGUGAGAGUGUGACUCUGUGUGUGUGUGUUUCUAUCGGUGUGAUGGGAGAUUUCAAAGAUAUAGGGGAGGACAAAUACAGUUUAUCCAUCACUACUGUUCAAGAAGUGUUUUUUAAAGCAGUAUUGGUGCAAACUUUUGCCACAUUUGUUUUCAAUUUCACUUUUUGAGAAGAGUGUUGUUCAGUAUGCAAAUGUAUUAUUUUUUAAGAAAUGCUAUUGUACUGUAAAUAUCAUUGUGAAUAUUUUUGUAUCAUCUUGAUAAUGUUUGUCCUUUGAUCAUUAGUUGUCCAACUUUAACCAUAUAUGCCCCCAAACUCCCAUCUGACCACUGACUUUGUUUGUAACCAGCAUAAGACAGCUGUCUCGUCUCCCCGCCGCUGGGGAAGCCAGUCCAAACGUCUCAUAAGCUAUUUCCUGCAGGUCAUUGUGCUUUCCACUCACUCUCCUCCCAGUGCACUCUGUCUCACACCUGUUUCGCUAGACAGGUGAGCCAUUUAUUUCUGCGAUCCCCUCCCCCGGCAUCAGCUCAAAGUGAUUGUGAAGCAUAAUUUCGAUUUACACAUGUCAAGCUCAGUUUGAAGCAAUAUUUACUUUCAUGUUCUGAUGUAUUUGAUUGAAAAUGAUCAAUGUUGUCUAUUCAUGAAUUUAUGUUAACAUUUUAUCAGUGAUACUGAACAGUAAUGGUUUUUAAAAAGUGUGGUAUCAGCCAGCUUUCAGUGUAAUUAGUGAGCUAUGUGAAUAUCAUAAUUGUUGCUAAUUGUCAAUACACAGUGGUAUUUUAAAGAUAUAUCACAACCAUAUUUUAAAGAAAUUCAUGAUAUUGUUUAUAUUUUUGUUAUAGAAAAUCUGGCUUUUUAAAAAAAAGCACGAGACCAUAUACAUUUUUAUCCCCUUUGUUUUUGGUAAAUUAUUUUGUACUGGUUUUCGUAUAAAUCUGUAAGGCUAGAAAUCCAAUUUCUUUCAACUGUAGCAUUAUGCUGAUUUAACCACCCUGGUUUUAUGUAAACAUUAUUUUUUAUGUAAUUUAAGAAAUAUGAUUUGUUCCAGUUCAGCACACUGACAUGUUUCAUACGUCACUCACAUGUGUUUCAUAUUUAAGUCACCAAAACAUCAGCUUUGUACCAGUGAAAUCUUGUAACGAUACACUGCCACAUUAUUUUUUUUUUUUUUACAAUCUGAAUUGAAACUUUUGAUCAAUCCCACGGAAGUCGUUAUCAUUUCAUGUUUUAUUCUUACAUACAAGUGAGCCAAUUUGGUGUAUUAGGCAGUACCCUGAAUCUGUAGUUGCACAAUCACAAUAAAGGGCCAUUUCUCUGGGGGAAGUUGUUUUUAAAAAAGUUUCAAAAAUAAAAAAAUACAGUGAGGAAGGGCACGUUCAUCAUUCUGGCCUGGAAAGGAUGUUGAGGGUAAGGCUAGGUCAAAACGUCCCGAGGAUGCCUGUAUAUAUGUAAAUGAAUAUAGAGACAUGUGAACAGAAAUGUAUUCAUUUUCCCUGGGAAUGUGCAUUGUUUCUUCAGAAUAAUAAAACGCUUGCAACCCCUCUACUGGAAGUGGCUGAAUAUGGAAAAUGAAACUUGUUAGUUAGUGUUUGUGGGUAUCUUUCAGCAUUUUGUUCCCCCCUCUGUAAUAUACUUUCACCUCUUUGGUUAGGGGAACUGGGACAGCUAUGUUUUACAUGUAAUAUUUAGCUUAAGUGUUCUAGUCUGUCGCCUGCAUACUCUGAGGUGCUAAAGCUAAAAAAAAAAAAGGAAAAAAAAAACAAGGUUACAAAGAAAAUCCCUUCAAUGGGUGGCAGAAAGGCAGUGGGAGGGACGGGUCCAGAAGAUUGUAACCAAAUCCAUAGUUUGUACAAUUUUUGAUAUCAUGAACAGUUGGAAAAAUGAUACAAUCUAAGGUGAUUCAUGCAAUGUGGCCAUUGUCUCUAUGUUUGUACAUUGUAUGUACAAUCAUUUCAUAUUCUAAACUGGUCAGAAAAUAAAGGAACUAAUUGUGAUUUUUAGUCUUGCAGAACUGUAUGUAGUUAGAUGAUGUGACAACCUAAUAUUUAUCUAAUAAAUAUGUAUUCAGAUGAUACCUGUA
Messenger RNA from Scomber scombrus (Atlantic mackerel), 6967 nucleotides. Its product is annotated as zinc finger MIZ domain-containing protein 1-like. Lineage: Eukaryota; Metazoa; Chordata; Actinopteri; Scombriformes; Scombridae. The coding region runs from base 213 to 3422 and encodes 1069 amino acids. Gene Ontology annotation, molecular function: zinc ion binding; SUMO ligase activity. The transcript is spliced from 23 exons. The record is from RefSeq and is a predicted model, not a curated record. Gene Ontology annotation, biological process: regulation of transcription by RNA polymerase II; protein sumoylation.